CAUCCAAAACGUAUGUGUUUUGACUGUUAUUGACGAAAACUACAGGGUAACCACAAUCACUCACAAAGCACAGAUGAGAAAGUAGCAUCCUCAGUGUCUAGUGUCUACCGGAAGUAAUUUUAGGUCAGUCUGCUUUUUCAUUUUGUUUCGGUGGACGAUCCGAUCCUUCGAUCCAAUGAAUUGAAGAAAUUGAACCGGAAACUAAGAUGUCGCAGCAAAACAUGAAUUGCAAUUUAAAUAAUAACACUGGUAAUAAUAUUCCAGUGAGCGAAGUGUAUUGGUCUCUCGUCGAAAAAGCCGACAAGAAGUUUUCAAAGAUCAGAGACUUGCCUUAUUAUGAGCGCAACAGGUAUGACACAUACUUUUAUAAAGUAUUCAAACUUUACACACAGCUGUGGAAGUAUCAACAAGAAAACAGAGAAAAGUUGGUUGAAGCAGGGCUUAAAAGAUGGGAAAUUGGGGAGAUUGCCUCUCGAAUUGCGCAGCUUUAUUUUGGACAAUAUAUGCGGACAAGUGAUAUGAGUUAUCUGUCUGAGUCAUAUAUCUUUUAUGAUGCAAUAUUGACACGGGAAUAUUUUAGAGAUGGAUUGUAUCAACAUUUGAAUCUGGCAAACAAACAGUUGAGAUUUCUUGCUAGGUUUUUGAUGGUGUGUUUAGUUCUGAAUCGACGCGAGAUGGUAAAUCAGUUGGUUGAUCAUCUAAAAAUGUUGCUCGAUGAAUGCAAGAGGACAUUUUCGGAAACAGACUUUAAGGAAUGGAAGUUGGUGGUUCAAGAAAUAGUUAGAUUUUUGAAAGCUGACACAGCUUUUAUGAAUAUUAGGCCUUUAAGAUAUAGUCUCGUACUGGACCCUCAUGCAGAUGCUCUGCCGGGUGUUGCCACGUCUGCUGCAAAGAGAAGUUUAAAAUUACGAGAGGCUAUAUUGAGCAGCUACCACUAUAAUGAGGUCAAGUUUUCAGAGCUCACUCUUGACACCUUCAGGAUGCUUCAGUGUCUGGAAUGGGAACCCAGUGGUUCAUUUUUUCUGUCAAGUAAUAUUAAAAUUGGUCAGAAUGGGGGCCCAGGGCCUAGUCGCAUAAACUACUCUCAGGAUAUUGCUGAUCCUACUUUACCACCCAACCCACGAAAAGCCAUCUUACACCGUCCAUCUGUGACACAUUUUAUAGCAGUUUUGGCCACAAUUUGUGAGGAGCUACCUCCAGAUAGUGUUCUCUUAAUAUAUUUAUCUGCAUCAGGUGUAGGAACUUCUACAAAUGCUGCUGAUAACAGUAACAGGAACUUUGAGUCUCAUACCAUUUCCUCGGAUGCCUGCUCCACUUCUCCAUCCAACUUGACAACUAAUAGCACGAACCCCACCUCACAGCAAAUGAAAGGAGAAUGUUUAUAUUGCCAUACUGGGUGUUUGCAGUUUGGCACUCGUGGAAAUGGAGUUCCUUUCCCAGGAUUAAGCUGCAUUUAUCCUUCUGAUAUUAUUCCCUUCACGAGAAGACCACUUUUUAUAGUAAUUGACAGUGAUGGUAGUGAAUCAUUCAAGGCUAUAAGUGGGGCUGAGAAGGGUGAGCCAGCUGCAAUGCUCCUAUCACCAAGUAGUUCAAUUCCCAUUGCUGGUGCUGAUGUCUCUCGCAGCCCAUGUGGUAGUCUAUUCACCAUUUUUCUCACAGCUCCAUUGCAGGCCUUCUGUUUGUUGCUUGGUGUUCCAGGUUCUGAAAUUGAGAUGGAUACAUAUAAGAAGGUAGAGAAGUUUCUCUCUUCAUCAUUGAAUGACUGGGGAUCAGCACUGGCAACUUCAGAUAAUCUUAAUCCAGUAUGGGCACAGAUUUUAAGUGAUCCAUUCUUGAGGAGACUUCUUCUGAGAUUCAUAUAUUGUCAGGCAGUUUUAGCACUAUACGGACCAACCUUUGAGAAGAAAAAUUUUCAACCCAAGUGCAUGCCUUCUCUGCCAGGGUGUGUGCUGCCAAGCUCGAUGAUAUCUCAAACUGUAGUUCUACAGAUGGCCAAUGUAUUUGGUGCAACCGAUAAAUUUAUUUUUGCAGAAGGGAUUGUGCUUCCGCAGAAUACAGAAACUGAGCAUUGAAAUGUAGAGAUUUUGAAUUUCAUUUUGCAGUUGGGCUGGUCUAAAAAUCCUGCUGAUUUAAGCACUUCGGGAUGAUGGUCCUGAGUUUCUUCUGUUAUCCUCUUCCCAAUGGUGACUACAGCAUGGGAUGCCUUUACGCUGAAAUUGUUGAUUGCUUUUGUGUGUUUGCUUGCAAAUUGAAAUUCGUAUUUUAAAAUUAUAAGAAUUUUUUUUGUUUUUCA
Mangifera indica (mango) is the source of this 2293-nucleotide messenger RNA. Its product is annotated as protein SCAI. The transcript has 10 exons. The record is from RefSeq and is a predicted model, not a curated record. Gene Ontology annotation, biological process: DNA-templated transcription. Gene Ontology annotation, cellular component: nucleus. The coding region runs from base 207 to 2072 and encodes 621 amino acids. Lineage: Eukaryota; Viridiplantae; Streptophyta; Magnoliopsida; Sapindales; Anacardiaceae. Gene Ontology annotation, molecular function: transcription corepressor activity.